GGAGUGUGACCGCUCAGCUUCUCUUCUUCUCUCCUCACAAAUCAAACCUGUUACUUUCUGCGCGACUCUCUCUCUCGGUGCAGGUCUGCAGGUCCAAGUCCAGGUCCCCCCUCUCACCCGAGGACCCGCCGCACACCCUGACUCACACAAACUGGAUUCUCGGAGCUCGUCGCCAUGCAUGCCCGGGUUUAGGUUCUCCAUGGAGCUGUCGAACCUGUACGAGGUGGCGCCCCGGCCCCUGAUGAGCAGCCUGACCCACGGCCAGCAGCCCCCCUCCGGCUACAGAGACCCGGCGGAGCUCGGCGGAGAGAUCGGAGACAACGAGACCUCCAUCGACCUGAGCGCCUACAUCGACCCAGCCGCCUUCAACGACGACUUCCUGGCGGACCUGUUCCACCACAGCUCCCGGCAGGACAAGCUCAAGAUCAUGAACGGAGAGUACGAGUCGCUGCCGUGCGGCCCGGGGCCCCAGGGGCCCCAGCAGCACUACAUGUCCAACUACAUGGAGUCCAAGCUGGAGCCGCUGUACGAACCGCGCCUCCGGCCGGUGGCCAUCAAGCAAGAGCCUCGGGACGACGAGGACCUGAACCCGAGCAUGCCCCCCACCUACCACCAUCCGCACCCGCAGCAGUACUCGCAGCACGCCCCGCAGCAGCAGCCGCAGCUGCCGCACCUCCAGUACCAGAUCGCGCACUGUGCGCAGACCACCAUGCACCUCCAGCCUGGCCACCCGACCCCUCCGCCCACCCCGGUGCCCAGCCCGCACCACCACCAUCACCACCACCCGCACCAGCACCCGCAGGGCGGCCUGAAGCUGCUGGAGCAGCGCAGCGGCGGGAAGUCCAAGAAGAACGUGGACAAGAGCAGCCCGGAGUAUCGGCUGCGGCGAGAGCGCAACAAUGUGGCCGUGCGCAAGAGCCGCGACAAGGCGAAGCUGCGCAACAUGGAGACGCAGCAGAAGGUGGUAGAGCUCACCACCGACAACGACAGACUGAGGCGCAGGGUAGAGCACCUGACCCGCGAGCUGGACACGUUACGGGGCAUCUUCAGACAGCUGCCGGACGGAUCCUUCAAGCCCAUGGGCAGCUGAGGGACUAGCGACCCGGACUAGACCCGGAGCGGACCCGGACCGGUGCGCUGCUGGAUCUAUACUCACACACGGGUCUGCAUGUCUGGUGUGGACGGACUGAGCGGAGGAGUCUGAGGCAGCUGCACGAAAAUCUAAAUAAUCAUUUUGUCUGAAAAAACAAAGAAACAUUUUCUCUUCAAACGUGAAAAAAAUCUGCAGAUAAAAAAACGAACAGAUCUGCAGAGAAACUGACAGAUUGAAGCUUUUUAUGUAAAACUGUGAGACAGUUGUUUCCUGCAGCAGGUGAACUUGCUGCACCUGUUGGACUCUGCAGAGUUUUGUGCCUUCUUUCAGACUUUCUAUGUAAAAGCCGAUAAGCUGCAGACACACAGCGGACGGCUGGUGCCUUACAGACACACUCACAUAUCAGAGCAGCUAAGGUAGGGAGGUCCAUGUGUUUUAUAUGUUCUCCUGUUUAUUGAGCUGAAAUGCAAAGUGCACGCUGCUUGUUGCAUAUAAAGGCUGAGCUGUUUGAUGCUGAUGGUUCGGCCUCACACAGACAAUAUCUUCAUAGUAAUAAUAAUUAUAUGUGUGCAUCCUGAUGUUCAGCCCUCUGGUUAAAUGUUGCUGCAGGUUUUUGGUCAAAUUGAUCUUUUUAUGAACUGAAUAAUGUCCCACUGCUUCUGAUUUUUUUUAUGCUUUCAAACCAGUUAAAAAUCUGCAGAACUUUAUGAACCUUGUAGAGUUCACAACAAAAAACAUCUCAAACUUUUAAAACUGUGGUGAAGCUUCCCUCAACACGCUGUUCUUUAUUAAUGUGUGUAUAAUAAUGAGUUCUGACCCGCGCUGCGUCUGGGGAGGACAUGCCAAAGUGAAAACACAAAAACAAAGACUGGAAUUGAACCUGUGGUACCUGCUUCAUCACAUCUCCGUCCUGUGAGCCGAAACGUCUCCAAACCUGCAGAAAAAAAAUCAUGUUUUAGUUUCAUCUGUUGGUGUUGAGACGUGAGGCAGGAGAGCAGCUCUGUAUGUGUGUGUGUGUGUGUGUGUGUCUGUGUGUGUGUGUGUGUGUGUGUGUGUGUUUGAGCUGAUGGGUACUGAUCUGAUCAUCAUACGUGUAUUUAUGUGUAAAAACAAACAAAAACAAAAUGUGAAAAGGGUUUCUAUGCAACACGUCUCUUCCUCUUUUCCACUGUUCAAUCAUCUCACACACACGCACACACACACACACACACACACACACACACACACACACACACACACACAGUGCCUUCUGAUCCUCUGAGAUGACCUUUGACCUCCCGCUGAGGGAAAAGGAAGCACUUUUGUUUUGUUGUUUUUUACAAACUGUUGUUGUUUGUCUCAAACUUAACGUCUCAAUUGUAAAAUAAGCCUAUAUAUAUAAAUAUAUAUAUAUAUAUAAAUAAAUAUAUAUAUAAAAUACCAAAACAUCUGAGUUAUUAUAAUAAAAGAGCUUGUUUUAUCAGACUGGCUUGCUGUUU
Messenger RNA from Centropristis striata (black sea bass), 2571 nucleotides. It is a transcript of the gene cebpa, whose product is annotated as CCAAT enhancer binding protein alpha. The coding region runs from base 179 to 1090 and encodes 303 amino acids. The transcript has a single exon. NCBI's taxonomy places the organism in Eukaryota, Metazoa, Chordata, Actinopteri, Perciformes, Serranidae. Gene Ontology annotation, biological process: regulation of transcription by RNA polymerase II; myeloid cell differentiation; DNA-templated transcription. Gene Ontology annotation, molecular function: DNA-binding transcription factor activity, RNA polymerase II-specific; RNA polymerase II cis-regulatory region sequence-specific DNA binding. The record is from RefSeq and is a predicted model, not a curated record.